Grosmannia clavigera kw1407 is the source of this 756-nucleotide messenger RNA. RefSeq lists its product as uncharacterized. The transcript is spliced from 4 exons. The record is from RefSeq and is a predicted model, not a curated record. Lineage: Eukaryota; Fungi; Ascomycota; Sordariomycetes; Ophiostomatales; Ophiostomataceae. The coding region runs from base 1 to 756 and encodes 251 amino acids.
AUGAACCUUCCCGUCUACAUCUCCGACGACUGCGGAAACAUUGAGGCGAACCAGUCGAGCAAACCGCCAUCACUGGCUAUUACGGUUCGAUUAAUCCUGCACGACGGCAACUGCAGGAGGAAGACCACUCCACACGUUGCCCAUGCGUUCGUCCAGGUAGAUAACCGCAUCUCAACUGCUGCGCAGACGAAAGGCGCCAGGAACAGCGCGACCUCGUUGUUACGCAACGCCGCUUCUUCCGGAGCGCUCCCGCCAGUGGGCUACUCUCUGUCUCCGGCUGAGGCUGGCCUGCAAUGCUUAGCGUCUGCCUCCAGUGCCUUCGGCCGGGUGUGCACCGGCGACCUGCUAGAGGGGACCUAUUCGCGGGACGGUGCCCUGACUACUCUUGUGGACGAGGCGCGAAAUCAGACCCGCUUGUCUACGGCUUCCUUAGCCCUGCAGCGGCUGACUGCCGCCGGGCAGCUACUCUUGCCUACGUAUUCUCUAAACCCGGUGCUGGAUAAGCUGGCAACAUUCGUGGCCACGGCGGCCACGGCGGCUCCCGACAUUGCCCAGCUCCUCGUCGCGGCUCAUGCGUUGGACUCUUCGUGUUCCACCUUCAUCACGCUGGCCGAUAUUCGCGACACCAACGUUGCGGCAGUGCAGUCGACUCCAGCGUUCGGCUCAAGGACUGUAGCCACUUCGUCCGUGAUUAUGACGCCGCACCCGACGAUUAUGCCCCCUCGACCCCCUCCGCACGUCAGGGUGACUCCCUAG